Molecule: messenger RNA, 1056 nt
Organism: Purpureocillium takamizusanense
Lineage: Eukaryota; Fungi; Ascomycota; Sordariomycetes; Hypocreales; Ophiocordycipitaceae
Exons: 2
Coding region: 1-1056 (351 amino acids)
Biological process (GO): carbohydrate metabolic process
Molecular function (GO): hydrolase activity, hydrolyzing O-glycosyl compounds
Source: RefSeq, a predicted model, not a curated record
AUGCGCCUGUCGGCGAUUGCUCUGCUGGGGUGCGCCGCCGUGCCACGGCUGGUAACGGCCUUGUGCGAAUGCGGAUACUCGGCCAAGGGCCCCGACGCGGGUGACGGCCCCUGGCUCUUCACGGGCGCGCUCGAGAGUGACUUCACCAACAUUGCCGACAUCGCCAAGUACUCGGAGUGGACGCGACAAAAGUUUGACGUGACGGCGGCGGCGGGCCGCGGCAAGUACGCCAAGUCGUUUGUCGUAGACAACGUGGUGUCGCGGCCCAGGAAGGCGGACGGCGACGACGGCGGGCUCGACCUGAUAGUCGGCAGUGCGCUCAAGGAUGAGGCGGUGCCGGCGGCCGAGGUGGACUCUGCCAACCACGACAUGCACUGGGGAUCGUUUCGGACGGGCAUGAAGCUGACGGCGGUCAACGGCACAUGCGGAGCCUUUUUCUGGUACUUCAACGACACGCAGGAGAUCGACAUGGAGUUCCUCUCGCGCGAGUUCGACCCGGUCAACAAGGUGUACCCCGUCAACCUCGUGAUCCAGUCGCCGGCGUCGAAGCUCGCGGGCUACGACGCCAGCAAGACGGGCCUGUUCAAGACGGUCAACCUGACGUUCGACCCGACAGCCGACUUUCACGAGUACCGCUUCGACUACAUGCCGGGGCGCGUCAUCUUCUACGCCGACAGCAAGCGCUUGGCUGAGAUGAAGGGGGCCGAGAUGCCCUCGGACGCCGGCCACCUCAUCCUGCAGCACUGGAGCAACGGCAACCCGCUGUGGUCAGGCGGUCCGCCGACGCGCGACGCCGUCAUGACGGUCAGCUACGUCAAGGCCUACUUUAAUUCGACUGCCCCGCUGGACUCGUGGACCAAGACAUGCGCCGACAAGAAGGUGCCCGUGUGUGAGAUACCCGACGGCACCGCCACCAACGCCAGCACGGGCGGCCCGUUUCUAACGGACCACAAGGGUCGCGAGAGCCGAGGCGCUCGCGCGACCGAUGGCAUGGGAGUGCUGGGGCUUGUCAUGGCCACGGGCAGUGUGACGGCGCUUGCACUGCUGCUGUUGUAG